Anolis carolinensis (green anole) is the source of this 4408-nucleotide messenger RNA. Its product is annotated as D-serine dehydratase. The record is from RefSeq and is a predicted model, not a curated record. The coding region runs from base 2214 to 3674 and encodes 486 amino acids. NCBI's taxonomy places the organism in Eukaryota, Metazoa, Chordata, Lepidosauria, Squamata, Anolidae. Gene Ontology annotation, biological process: D-serine catabolic process. Gene Ontology annotation, molecular function: D-serine ammonia-lyase activity. The transcript is spliced from 8 exons.
AUAUAUAUUUACAUACUAUAUAUAUACUAAUGAAUUAAUAUAUUAAUUGAUGUGUGUAUUAACAUAUAUAUGAUAUAUAUAUAUAGUAAUGAAUUGAUAUAUAUUUACAUACUAUAUAUAUACUAAUGAAUUAAUAUAUUGAUUAGUGUAUAUAUAAGCAUAUAAUAUGUGAUAUAUAUAGUAAUCAAUGUAUUAGUGAAUAUAUUAACAUACUAUAUAUAUCAAUAUAAUGAUAUAUUAAUGAAUUAAUAUAUUGAUUAAUAUAUAAACAAAAAAUAUAUAUACUAAUGAAUUAAUAUAUUAAUUGGUGUGUGUAUUAACAUAUUAUAUAUGAUAUAUAUCUAUAUACUAAUGAAUUAAUAUAUAUUUACAUACUAUAUACUAAUGAAUUAAUAUAUUGAUUAGUGUAUAUAUAAGCAUAUAAUAUGUGAUAUAUAUACUAAUCAAUGUAUUAGUGUAUAUAUUAACAUAUACUAUAUAUAUCAAUAUAAUGAUAUAUAAAUGAAUUAAUAUAUUAAUUAAUAUAUAAACAAAAAUAUACUAAUGAAUAUAUAUAUAUAUAUAUAUAUAUAUAUAUAUAUAUUGUGUGUGUGUGUGUGUGUGUGUGUGUGUGUAUAUGCGCUAGUGAAUUGAUGAAUUAAUUAUACACACACAUAUAUGUAUAUAUAUGUAUUCACCAAAUCAAUUCAAGGGAAAUUCAGGAAAGGGCUAGGAUAAAUCCACCUGAGGCUGUCUAUAUAUACUCUCAGGAAAUUAAAUUAAAAUAAAUUAAAAUACCCCAAAAGCCAAUGGCCAAAUCCUCUCGCAAGCUCUUCUUUCCUAAAGGGAGAAAACAAUAAAGCACAAUCCGAACGUCUUAGAUAUUAUUAUUAUUAUUUUCAAAGCAAUGCCUUAAAAUUCAAGACCGACUCCUCGCCUUCAACGGUUGGUAUUAUUCUGUUCACAUGACUUUGAAUAAAUUUUGGAAAAAAAAAAUAGUGUCCUUUUAACAUUCCUCGUCUGGUUUUCAAAGGAUGCCAGUGUGGUCAGACCUCACUUGGAAUAAUACAAUAAAUUUGAAAACAAUGUAACUUAACACAAUGGAAAUGUAUUAGAUUAUUAUAAUCUAUAUAUAUAAAAGAGUGAUGGCAUCACGGCGACCCACAAAACAACAAAACUACAGGCCCCCCAACCUCGAAAUUUGACGACACAACCCAUCAUCCACACCUCUAGGUUGAUACAACAAAAAGAAAAAUAAAGUCCUAAUUAGAGGGAGAGGAAGAAUUGUUUUUAUCCAGUUGCUGCCAGUUAGAAGGCUAAGCUCCGCUCACUUGGUCUCCUAGCAACCCACUCAGCCCAGUGUUAAUAAAAGAAUAAAAAAAUAAAAUAAAUACAAAUAAGACAAUAAAAAAUAAUAAAAACACUAAAAAAUUAAUACAAUUAAAUACUAUAAUAACAAAAUAACUAAAAAAUAAUACAACAAAAUAAUAAAAUAUAAUGAAUAAAAAAGAUAAGUUACAAUAAAAUUAAUUAAAAAUACAAAUAACAUCAAAUAAAAAAUCCACAACAAUUUUUAACCAAUACCACCACCACUUUGCCACAGCAACGCGUGGCCAGGCACAGCUAGUAUUAAAUAUUAAAGUAAUGUUUUGAUAUUUAAAUAUUAAUAUUAAAAUGUUAAAAAUCAAAUACAGUAGAGUCUCGCUUAUCCAACGUAAACGGGCCGGCAGAACGUUGGAUAAGCGAAUAUGUUGGAAAAUAAGGAGAGAUUAAGGAAAAGCCUAUUAAACAUUAAAUUAGGUUAUGAUUUUACAAAUUAAGCACCAAAACAUCCUGUUAUACAACAAAUUUGACAGAAAUAGUAAUUCAGAACACAGCAAUGCUAUGUAGUAAUUACUGUAUUUACGAAUUUAGCACCAAAAUAUCACGAUGUAUUGAAAACAUUGACUACAAAAAUGCGUUGGAUAAUCCAGAACGUUGGAUAAGCGAGUGUUGGAUAAGUGAGAUUCUACUGUAGCACAUUUUUGCAAUUAAUUAUUCAAAAUGCAUUAAAACUUAUGUACAUUAAACCCAAGAUUGUUGCAAAAGGUGACCCUGUCUCAGCCACAAUUUUGGAGUAUUUGGGUCCCAUCCUGGGAGAAUAGCAGCAUAGACAGGCAAUAAAAUUAAUAAAUACAGAUAAAAUAAUAAUUAAAAAUUACAAUAUUUAUAAAAUAGCAAAUUUGCUCAAUGACAUGCAAUCAAAAUGUACAAAUUUAUCAAAUAAUGAUAAAAUUCCCAAUGUUAAGAGGCUGAAAAAGUUUCAAACUUUGGACGGUGCUAUUCUCAGUCCGGCCUGCAGGUGGCGCUGCUGCUUAAGGAGGAGGAGGAGAAAAGCCAGGCGGGCGGGCUCCUCCCACUUCGAAGGAAAUUACUCGCUAGGCAUGGCCUUGCCUUUGCGCAUGCGCGCAGGCCAGCUCAGAGAGCCGUUUUGUGGUUCUCCGCCUGAAUCGGGGAGCAGAGUCUACGCGGGCGGCAGGAAUUCUUUCUCUUCCAGGUUUCCAAAUGCAAUUAAUCUAUUACAUAGCAUGUGGAAAGGAAGGCGGAUUGAGGAGCUGCCGAGCCCAGCGUUGGUGGUGGACCUCGAUGUGGCCAAGAGGAAUGCGCAACGGAUGAGAGAGCGGUGCCGGGAAUUGGGGGUCACCUUGCGCCCGCACAUGAAAACCCACAAAACCCUGGAAGGUGCUCAGCUCAUGACGGGCGGCACACGUCGCCGGAUCGUGGUCUCCACGUUGGCCGAAGCCCGGCUCUUUGCCGACGAGGGCGGCUUCGAGGACAUCCUCUUCGCUUACCCGCUGCCUUUCGACAAGGUGGAGGAGUGUGCCGCAUUGGCGGAGCGCAUGGAGGCCUUCCAUGUGCUGGUGGACAGCGCGGAGGCUUUGGCGCAACUGGAGCAGCGGCCGCUGGAGACGGAAGAAGGCAAGCGCUGGAAAGUCUGGCUCAAGAUCGACUGCGACAAUCACAGAGCCGGUUUGAAGCACGACGACCCGUCUGCGGUGGAAUUGGCCAAGGCCAUUGCGGAAGGGGCCACCACGGAGCUGGCCGGGGUCUACGCCCAUUGCGGGAACUCCUACGGCUGCAACGGGGUGCCCGACAUCCAGUCGGUCGCUCGGACCACUACUCAGCUCACCCUCCAGUUCAUGGAGAAGCUGAAGGAGGCCGGCGUGGCGUGUGACGUGAGCAGCAUCGGCUCCACUCCUUCCUGCAGCCACCCCGUGCCCGAAAUGGCCAAACUCACCGAAGUUCACCCUGGAAACUAUAUCUUCUAUGAUGUGCAGCAGAUGAUGAUUGGGUCUUGCCAACUAGAGGAUAUUGCCGUCCGGGUCUUGACCAGGGUCAUCGGCCAUUACCCAGACCGCAACCAGCUGCUGGUGGACUGCGGGUGGACCGGCCUGAGUCUCCACAGCCUGGGCCAGCUGCCCACCGGGUACGCCAUCGUGGACGGACACCCGGAGCUCAAGUUGGUGGGCAUGACCCAGGAGCACGGGAGGGUCGAAAGCAUGGACGGGAAGCUGGAUUUCGCCCAAUUUCCCCGGGGAAGCCUCCUCCGCCUCAUUCCUUAUCAUGCCUGUGCCACGGCUGCAAUGCACCCGCUUUACUACGUCCACAGCGAGGGGCACGUGGUCGAGACGUGGAAGCCCGUCCGGGGAUGGUAGGAGGACGGGGAGAUUCCUGGAAGAUGCUGUCGGCGUUAGGUUUGCAGCAGAAGACGGAGAAAUCCCUGUCCAUCAAAUCCAUGCAUAACACACUGUGAUUUGUGUUCCCAGGUUAUAAACGCCAAUUCCUAAUUGUAAAAAGUUUAUAGAUAGUUUGAUGAUAGCUAUAGGUGGGCAACCUAUAACAGCCUAGGAAUCGUGGGAAUUGUAAUCCAAAACACCUGGAGAGACGGAGUUUGCCCAUGCCUGAUAUAGAUGGAGAUUUCUCUCUCUCUCUCUCUCUCUAUAUAUAUAUAUAUAAAAGAGUGAUGGCAUCACGGCGACCCACAAAACAACAAAACUACAGGCCCCCCAACCUCGAAAUUUGACAACACAACCCAUCAUCCACGCCUCUAGGUUGAUACAACAAAAAGAAAAGAAAAAUAAAGUCCUAAUUAGAGGGAGAGGAAUAAUUGUUUUUAUCCAGUUGCUGCCAGUUAGAAGGCUAAGCUCCUCCAACUUGGUCUCCUAGCAACCCAAUAAAAAUAAUAAAAAAACACUAAAAAAUUAAUACAAUAAAAUACCAUAAUAACAAAAAAAAUAACUAAAAAUUAUACAAGAAAAUAAAAUAUAAUAAAUAAAAAGAUAACUUACAAUAAAAUUAAUUUUUUAAAAAUAAUGUCAAAUAAAAAUUACACAACAAUUUUUAACCAAUACCACCACCACUUUGCCACAUCAACGCGUGGCCGGGCACA